AUGGAUGUAGCAGAGGUGCUGCCUCACUCCGGCGCCUGCAGCCUAUCUCCUGAUGGUCGGUGCCUCGCCGUCGCGCAGGGGAAGAAGCUGCACCUGCGCUCCGUACCGUCUCACGAGGACCUCCGAACGUGCACCUGCACAGGCCCAAUCUCAGCCGUUGAAUGGGCUCCAGAUUCCACAAUGGUGUUUGCAGCUUGUUACUCACAAGCUACAGUUCAUGUGUGGGCCAUGGCUCUCCCUGACUGGUCCGCUACAGUGCGUGAGGACGAGACAGCAGGCCUGCUGCACGCCUCAUGGGCUCCGGACUCCACCCACCUGCUGCUCUCCUCGGACCACAGGCUGCGUGUGACAAUAUGGAAUGUGACAUCGAGGUGA
Molecule: messenger RNA, 375 nt
Organism: Closterium sp. Yama58-4
Lineage: Eukaryota; Viridiplantae; Streptophyta; Zygnematophyceae; Desmidiales; Closteriaceae
Source: the annotation of a GenBank genome assembly